CGGAUUGCUCAAUCAUCCCCUUAAUAUCAGCGGGUGCAAGGGUGCAGGCACAAGCGAAACCGGGUUUGCAAAGUAGCAAAUCAGCCUCAGCACGUAACCGAGCAUCUGCGAUCCUGCACAGCCGCUGCAGUCAUGGGGCUCCGCUCUUUGCUACUGCUGGCCUCUCUUGUAGCCGUUUGCUCUUCGCUGAUCAGAAUCCCAUUGAAGAAGUUCCCUUCCAUGCGCAGCAUCUAUACUGAAUAUGGGAACAAUAUCCAAGACCUGAUUGAGAUGGGGGAGGUGCUAAAGUACAAAUAUGGGGCUCCAGGUGCAGAUACUCCUACCCCAGAAGCUUUGAAGAACUACAUGGAUGCUCAGUAUUAUGGAGAGAUUGGCAUUGGGACACCACCACAGAAGUUUACUGUAGUCUUUGACACUGGAUCAUCCAACCUCUGGGUGCCCUCAGUGCACUGUCAUUUGUUGGACAUUGCUUGCUUGCUACAUCACAAAUAUGAUUCUUCCAAAUCCAGCACGUAUAAGAAAAAUGGAACUGACUUUGCCAUCCAUUAUGGUACUGGAAGCCUUUCAGGAUAUCUCAGCGAAGAUACUGUAACGAUUGGUGACUUAUGCGUUAAAGGUCAGUCAUUUGGUGAAGCUGUCAGCCAACCUGGCGUCACAUUCAUUGCUGCAAAGUUUGAUGGCAUCUUGGGCAUGGCAUUCCCCAAGAUCUCUGUGAAGAAAGCUACACCUUUCUUUGACAAUGCGAUGAACCAAAGACUGUUGGAAAGGAACAUAUUUUCCUUUUACCUCAACAGGGACCCAAAAUCAACACCUGGAGGAGAAUUGCUUCUAGGAGGAACAGACCCACAGUAUUAUAGUGGAGACUUCAACUAUGUGAAUGUUACUCGCAAAGCUUAUUGGCAGGUCCACAUGGACAAGGUUGAUAUUGGCAAUGGCCUGACUGUGUGCGAAGACGGCUGUGAAGCUAUUGUAGACACUGGAACCUCUCUCAUUACUGGGCCAACUGAUGAGAUUCAGAAGCUGCAGAAAGCUAUUGGCGCCAAGCCAAUAAUUAAAGGACAGUACAUGCUUCCUUGUGACAAGCUGUCUUCCCUUCCCACGGUGAACCUUGUCCUAGGCGGCAACUCCUAUUCCCUAACUCCAGAUCAAUAUGCCUUAAAGGUUACUGUUCAAGGAGAAACUCUUUGCCUGAGUGGAUUUUCAGGCUUGGAUGUCCCACCACCUGGUGGCCCCCUUUGGAUCCUUGGAGAUGUAUUCAUUGGCCCGUAUUACACAGUGUUUGACCGAGAUAAUGACUCAGUUGGGUUUGCAAAGUGUAGCGGAAAAGUGUAAAAGCGACUGAACCCCACCUCCCACAAUCUCUACAGAAUGCACACACAGGCACCUCCUUUAAGCCCACUGGAGUUCUGUAUCGUGAUUUAUUGCUAUUAACAACAAAAAUAAAGGAAAAAAGGACACAUUUCAAAACCUAAAUGAGAUUUUAAAAUUAUAUGACUUUUUAACAAUCACUUGCCCUCUCCUGCAUAACAGGCUAUAGAGAAGUUGUAAUAAAAUCACUGUAACUAAGGAGCCCAAGAAUUGUUCGUUCUUCUUCCAGCAUCAGUUUACUAAAAGGCUGCCCUUUUACAUAUUUGUGCGUCAAGGCACACAAGGCUUACACUUAAUUUAGACUAGUACAGUUUGCCGUUAUCUUCCUCUCCUUUUGUAAAAGUUUCUAAUUUUUUUUCCUGAUCUCCCCUCUUGUUUAAAGAAAUGAAAAUGUUUCUUGAAUAAGUUUCAGAGGUUGUUCCAGAGAAGUACUAGAUUACAUUUGCCUUUGUUUGAUGGUCCCAAAUGUACUAUGUUAAAAAUGAGGAAACGUUUUAUGUGUCUUAAUUGCAUCAUGAAGUGCGGGAUAUAGCAGAAAGGUCCUGAGUUGCAAAUUUUACCUAGCAAGCUGUGGGGGGAGGGGGCAGUGGCAGAUUGUACCCUAUAGACAAUCCUCAAGAAGUAAUAAUAGUUGGGAAUCCCCUUCUAUAGGAUAUGGCUGGGUUCUCCAGAUAAUAUUUUGUACUUUCACCUGGCAAAACUGGUUCAUGUGAUACAGUCUCAAAGUGUAGUUGUAAACGCCUUCCUCUUUAAAUUUGUGCAAAACCUUUGUACUUCCCAUCUUUUUUCAAAGACGCAAAGAAGUGACUUAGUGGUUUUUUUCCCCCACCGGAAAGUAUUUCAAGCAAUGAUACUUGUGAGGUCUUCUGGAUCAAAGUAGUUUUAGAGAAACAUGAAAAUUCCAAUAUGUAUCCCUUUAUAAGACAUUGUUUUUUUGGUCUUUACUUAAAAAUCUUUCCUCCCAUACAUGUCCUCACAGUUUUACUGCACAGAAGAAGAAUUCUUGUAGAUGACACUCUAAAAUGUACGCUUUGACAAAUUUGGUUGGGGAACCCAAUCACCUUAAUGGCUGUACACAAGCAAACUUUUGCUACCUUAAGAGAAGUCUACUGCUCUGUUUUGGGUUCUGCUUUUGACUUGACAAGAAAAACGCAAGAGGUAGCCAUUCAGGGCAGGGAAGGAAAAUAUUAAUGGUAGAAAGCUAAAUUAUUUGGAAUUUGUUAAUAUUACCUUGAUGUAUAAGGAGACUUUUAGUGCCUGUGAGGUUCAUUUGGGGGUUCGGUUAGUUUUCUGGAUCCAGUUCCAAGUUUGCAAAGUAGCAUGAACAGCAGACAGCACAAAACCUGAGAGUAAAAUGAACAAAAGACUGUUUAUAAUAGAAAGUCAAGAGCACUUCACUGAAGAUGCUCUCUUGAAAUAGCUGAGAAUCUGGUAUAUGCUGAGCGAUACAACAGAAAAGCUUGUAAACUUGAGGGAAUAGAAGACCUUUUGGGAACUUGAACAAAUGUUUAUGGAUAUGCUGCAGGUCCUAGAAAGUUCUUCCCUACUGGGUUGAAUAUUUUGGAUGCUGAUAUAAGCAGUAAGGUGCCCCCCCCCCCCCAGAAGGCUAUGCAGAAGAUGUAGGAUGAGAUUUUGGGGGGAUAGUGUGCUUGGAACUUGCCAACAAGUCUCUGGUAUUCAAUCCAGAAUGCAUGAUAACUAUAAGUAUCCUAUGAACAUGGGCAUUUGUGGUGGGUUCUGAGUUGCCCUUGGCAUACUAAAUGGACUUCUCUAGGUUCUGUGCUUAUUUCCUACUUUACAGUGGUCUUCAAUCCUGAGUUAGUAGCUCAAAGUAGUCUUGAGAAGCAUCUCACUGCAAAAUAUCAAAUUCAAAUAUUCAUCCUCAUUCAAAUUGAUCAAGGCUCUUUAAAAGAGUAGUUAUAAAUAAAAGGUCUGAAAUAACUAUUUUGUUUAGGGGACCAUUCAUAUGGAGAGUAGGUUUUCUUCUGGGAUCGAAUGCAACCUUCAUUUGUCAGACAGAAUUUUGGCUGUUCAUACUAUGAAUUGUAGCCUCCUGACUGCACCUGUUGAGACCAGUCUAGCCUCUCUCUGUAAGGUCUCUUAAGUAGGGAGAUCUGUUUGUUGGGAUGGUGUGAAUGAAGCCACUGACCUGCAGUUUGCCACCAUGCACCUGUUGUUCGACUUGCUCUUUUUAAACAUGUGAAAUGCCAUUGUGACUCUCCAUUUAUAUAACAAGCUGUCCAAGCAAUAUUCUCAGUUUGUCAUAGAAAAAAUAAAAGUUUUUUCUGCCCCA
Molecule: messenger RNA, 3661 nt
Organism: Heteronotia binoei (common prickly gecko)
Lineage: Eukaryota; Metazoa; Chordata; Lepidosauria; Squamata; Gekkonidae
Gene: CTSD
Product: cathepsin D
Exons: 9
Coding region: 133-1332 (399 amino acids)
Biological process (GO): proteolysis
Molecular function (GO): aspartic-type endopeptidase activity
Source: RefSeq, a predicted model, not a curated record